Messenger RNA from Sorex fumeus (smoky shrew), 7567 nucleotides. It is a transcript of the gene CUL9, whose product is annotated as cullin 9. The record is from RefSeq and is a predicted model, not a curated record. Gene Ontology annotation, biological process: ubiquitin-dependent protein catabolic process. Lineage: Eukaryota; Metazoa; Chordata; Mammalia; Eulipotyphla; Soricidae. Gene Ontology annotation, molecular function: zinc ion binding; ubiquitin protein ligase binding.
GCGGAGGAGGCGGGGCCGGGCGAGCGGGACCGGCCGGGGCGGCCUCGGCUGCGGGCGAGCUCGGAGCCCGAGGCGGUCAGCAUGGUGGGGGAACGGUGCUCCGGGGACCUCAUGAUGGUGGUACCCCUGGGUCCGCAGCUGAAGGCGUUCCCCGAAGAACUCAUUCGACAGCGGCUUGGCCACGAUGGGCGCCCCGAAUACCUGAUCCGAUGGAGUGUCCUCCAGUGUAGGGAAGUUGGCAGAGUGGGUACGGAAGAGGGCAAGGCAGAGUACAUCCUCAUGUGGCUUUCUGCCCCCGAGGUCCACGCUACCUGCCCCAUGCUGAUAAGAGAGUGGGUGCUGUCGAAGGGACCUCAGCACGAACCAGUGGGGGGUCUAAGAAGCUUUCCCCGAGAUCCAGGCGGCUUGGAUGAUGCAGCCAUGGGAGAGAUGGAGGCAGACGUGCGGGCGUUGGUGCGCAGGGCCACCAGACAGUUGGCAGAAGGCGGCACGUCGAGCCACACGGCUGCAGUCCUCCACACCGUCCACGUGCUCAGUGCCUACGCCAGCAUCGGGCCCCUCGCGGGAGUCUUCCGGGAGACGGGGGCCCUGGACCUGCUGAUGCACAUGCUGUGCAACCCUGAGCCUCAGCUCCGCUGUAGUGCGGGCAAGAUGCUGCAGGCGCUGGCGGCCCACAGCACUGGGAGUCGGGCUCACGUCCUUCUGUCACUGAGCCAGCAAGAUGGCAUCGAGCAGUGCAUGGACUUUGACAGCCGCUAUACCCUGCUGGAGCUGUUUGCAGAGACCACCUCCUCCGAGGAGCACUGCCUGGCCUUUGAGGGCAUUCAUCUGCCUCAGAUCCCAGGAAAGCUGCUCUUCUCCUUGGUGAAGCGUUACCUGUGCGUCACGUCCCUGCUGGAUGAGCUGAACCAUAGUCCACAGCGGGGAGCUGGAGACGGGGGCUCUGUGUCGUUGGCGCCGCCGCCCCCGGAGGACGUGGGUCGGGAGAAGACCCGGGCACAGCGGGAGCUGGAGUUUAGCCUGGCCGUGGGCAGCCUCAUCUCCGAGCUGAUGCGGAGCUUGGGCUGGGCCUGGAACCUGGGCGAACUGGCUGCAGGGGCCCGACCGCCGGGGCCUGGCCGCUCCAUCUUUCAGCCCUGCGUGUCAGGGGCCGGCCUCUCCCUUCCCGCCGUCCCGGUGCCUCCCAGGAGGUCAGACCGGUCCUUCCGCCAGCGCGCAGAGUUCUCCAGCCGCAGUGGCUACGGCGAAUACGUGCAGCACACGCUGCGGCCUGGCAUGCGCGUGCGGAUGCUGGAUGACUACGAGGAGAUCAGCGCGGGCGAUGAGGGCGAGUAUCGGCAGAGCAACAACGGCGUGCCCCCCGUGCAGGUUUUCUGGCAGUCAACAGGCCGCACCUACUGGGUGCAUUGGCACAUGCUGGGGAUCCUGGGCCCCGAGGAGGUGACUGAGGAUGCGGCUUCGGGCGCCGUGGAGAAGGGGUCAGCAGAGACUGUCCUGAGCACAGCCUUCCCCCCCUGGGACUGGAAGCCGGUGGACGGGCUCUACUCCCUGCCGUACCUGCAGCCCGAGCAGCAGACGCCCGAGGACCUCCAGCGCUUGAGCCAAGCUGAGUGGUGGCAGCUGCUCUUCUUCAUCAGGAAGUUGGAUGCCUGUGAGCAGGAGCCGCUUUUCCAGAGCCUCCAGAAGAACCUGGAUGAGACCCCGGCUGAGGGAGCCCUGGGCGAGUUGAGCGUGCCGGUCGAGAUGGCUGAGGGGCUGCUGCAGGUGCUUCGGGAUCGGCUGGAGGGCAGCGCCCUCAGCGACCUUCUCAGCUCCCAGAUCUACACCAAGUACGGGCACCUCCCCGAUGCACCAAGCCGCUCGCCUUCACAGAGUCACUCCCGGACCCCGGACCCUCAAGAGGAGAGCAAGGCUGAGGCCACCUGCUCGGAGGAUGACACCGAGUCCCCCACAGCCAAGGCCGAGUCCCCUCAGGCAGGGGCAGAGGCAGAGGCUGCCGGGAGACAGACUGGGCCUCCCGUGGCGCAGAGUGAUUCUCAGCUGUUCAACCAGCUGCUGGCAUCGGAGGGCAUGACUCUGCCCGCCGAGAUGAGCGGAGUGGUCAGAGCUUUGCGAGCCCCUGGUUCCCACAGCAACCUGGAUCUGCACGUGGCGGUCAUCGGGGCCACGGUGCAGAUCUCCAGCUCCAACACCAGCCUGCAGGUGGAAGGGCUCUCUACGCUGUCUCUGGCUGUGGAGGAGGCCACAGACAGGAACCACCCUCUCGUCCGUCCUGACAGAACCCUGAGGGAGAAGCUAGUGAAGACACUGGUGGAGCUACUGAGCAACCAGGUGGGGGAGAAGAUGGUGGUGGUGCUGGCCCUGCGCCUCCUCUACCUGCUCAUGACCAAGCACGAGUGGCGCCCACUCUUUGCCAGGGAGGGCGGCAUCUACGCCGUGCUGCUGUGCAUGCAGGAGUACAAGGCUUCCAUCCUGGUGCAGCAGGCGGGGCUGGCGGCGCUGAAGAUGCUGGCCAUUGCCAACUCCUCGGAGAUGCCCACUUUCGUUCCUGGCCAAGAGUCUCUCCCCCCGUUGUUUGACGCCCAGAUGACCAGAGAGAUCUUUGCCAGCAUUGACUCGGCCACCCUCCCGGGCACCGACAGUCUGCUCCUGACCAUUCCCGCGGCUGUGAUCCUCAUGCUGAACACGGAGGGGUGCUCCUCCGCAGUGAGAAAUGGCCUGCUUCUCCUCAACCUGCUUCUGUGCAACCAUCAUACACUGGGAGACCAGAUUAUCACCCAGGAGCUGAGGGACACCUUGUUCAGGCACUCGGGGGUUGCCCCGGGGACGGAGCCCAUGCCCACCACCCGCACCAUCCUGAUGAUGCUGCUCAGUCGCUACUCAGAGCCGCCAGCCAGUCCCCAGCGCACAGUGCUGGAGACCCCCAAAGCCCAGGUCCAGGAUGCGUCCCCAGAGCUGUUGAUCCGCUCCCUGGUGGGGGGCCCGUCUGCCGAGCUCCUCCUGGACCUGGAGCGCGUGCUGUGCCACGAGGGCGGCCCGGCUGCCCCUGCCGCGGCCCUGGGGCCUCUCCUGCAGCGCCUCCAGCAGGACACCCAGCCCUUCCUCCUGUUGCUGAGGACCCUCGACGCCCCCGGACCCAACAAAGCCCUGCUGCUGAGGGCACUGAGGAUCCUGACACGGCUGCUGGAUCACCCCGAGGCCAUGGACCUCCCCUGGCAUGAGGUCUUGGAGCCCUGCCUCAGAUGCCUGAGCAACCCCAGCAGUGACUCUGAGAUUGUGAAGGACCUGCUCGGCUUCCUGCACCGCCUGGCCUUCACACACAAGGACCACGCCGUGGUGCUCUGCUGCCUGGGCGCCGGCGACACCCUCGCCAAACUCGAGGGCAAACACUCGGCGCACGCGCUGCUGGCCUGUGAGCUGCGGGAGCUGCUGGCCACCUGUGAGAAGCACGCCCGGCUCUACAGCAACCUCACCUCCAGCAUCCUGGCCGGCUGCAUUCAGAUGGUGCUGGGCCAGAUCGAGGACCACAGGCGCACCCACCGACCCAUCAACAUCCCCUUCUUCGACGUCUUCCUCAGGCACCUCUGCCAGGGCUCCAGCGUGGAGGUGCGCGAGGACAAGUGCUGGGAGAAGGUGGAGGUGUCCUCCAACCCGCACCGGGCCAGCAAGCUGACCGACCGCAACCCCAAGACCUACUGGGAGUCCAACGGUAGCACCGGCUCCCACCACAUCACGCUGCACAUGCACCGGGGUGUCCUGAUCAGGCAGCUGACUCUGCUGGUGGCCAGCGAGGACUCAAGCUACAUGCCAGCCAGGGUGGUGGUGUUUGGGGGUGACAACACGAGCUGCAUCAACACGGAGCUGAAAACGGUGAACGUGCUGCCCUCGGCCAGCCGCGUGAUCCUCCUGGAGAACCUGACCCGCUUCUGGCCCGUCAUCCAGAUCCGCAUCAAACGCUGCCAGCAGGGCGGCAUCGACACCCGGGUUCGGGGUAUCGAGGUCCUGGGCCCCAAGCCCACUUUCUGGCCGCUGUUCCGGGAGCAGCUGUGUCGCCGUACGUGUCUGUUCUACACCAUCCAGGCUCAGGUUUGGAGCCAGGAUAUAGCCGAGGACCGCAGGGGCCUCCUGCAGCUGUGCCCCAGGCUGAACCGGGUUUUGCGCCACGAGCAGAGUUUUGCUGACCGCUUCCUCCCCGACGACGAGGCUGCCCAAGCCCUGGGCAGGACGUGCUGGGAGGCGCUUGUCAGCCCCCUAGUGCAAAACAUCACUACCCCGGAUGCUGCCACCGGUGUCAGCUCGCUGGGGUGGCUGCUGGAUCAGUACCUGGUGCAGCGGGAGAGCUCGCGGAAUCCCCUUGGCCGAGCCGCCUCCUUCGCCUCGCGAGUGCGUGGCCUGUGCCACUUGCUGGUGCACGUGGAGCCUCCGCCAGGGCCAUCUCCAGAGCCACCCACCCGGCCCUUCGGCAGGAACAAUAAGGGGCGGGAGCGGAGUCCCGGACCGCCCCCAGCUCUUCCCAGCAGCAGCCUGAGGAACAUCACCAAAUGCUGGCAGAGUGUGGUGCAGGAGCAGGUCGGCCGCUUUCUGGCUGCAGCCUGGAGGGCCCCUGACUUUGUGCCUCGUUACUGUCAACUCUACGAGUGUCUGCAGACUGCGGGCUCCGAACUCUUCGGGCCGCGGGCAGCCUUCACCCUGGCUCUGCGCAGUGGCUUCUCAGGGGCCCUGCUGCAGCAGUCCUUCCUCACCGCGGCCCACAUAAGCGAGCAGUUUGCCAGGCACAUUGACCAGCAGAUCCAGGGGGGCCUAGUUGGCGGAGUCCCUGGCGUCGAGAUGCUCGGGCAGCUUCAGCGGCACCUGGAACCCAUCAUGGUCUUGUCUGGCCUGGAGCUGGCCACAACCUUCGAGCACUUCUAUCAACACUACAUGGCGGACCGUCUCCUGGGCAUGGACUCGAACUGGCUGGAGGGGGCCGUGCUGGAGCAGAUCGGCCUCUGCUUCCCCAACCGCCUCCCCCAGCAGAUGCUGCGGAGUCUGGGCGCCUCCGAGGAGCUGCAGCGCCAGUUCCACGCCUACCAGCUCCAGCGGCUGGACAGGCUGCUUCUGGAGCAGGAGGAUGAGGUGCAGGGCCUGGAAGAGGUAAGAGGCGGCGACGCGCGGGAGGGAAGAGGAGAGCACAUCGAAGAGCCCCAGGGCCCUGGAAUCCUCGUGUCGCAGGAGGAAGAGGAGAAAGAAGAGGCCAAGAAAGAACUGUUUCUCGAUGAUCCAAGUCCAACAGUGUCCAUACUGGUCUUGUCCCCGCGCUGUUGGCCAGUCUCCCGUCUCUGCUACCUGUACCAGCCCCGAAAGUGCCUUCCCGCAGAAUUCUGUGAUGCCCUUGACCGCUUCUCCAGUUUCUACAGCCAGAGCCAGAACCAUCCGGCCCUGGAUGUGGGGCCCCAUCGGAGGCUGCAGUGGACGUGGCUGGGCCGGGCAGAGCUGCAGUUCGGGGACCAGACCCUGCACGUGUCCACGGUGCAGAUGUGGCUGCUGCUGCACUUCAAUGGGAGAGAGGAGAUGUCGGUGGAAAGUUUGCUGGAGAAUUCUGACCUCACGCCCGAGCUGCUGCUUCAGGCCCUGACACCCCUCACCUCCCAUAACGGCCCUUUGACCCUGAUGGAGGGCCCGGACCUGCCCGCCGGGGGGGUGUUGCGGCCCCGGGAGCCCGGGCCUCAGCUGGACAGGGACACGCUGUGGCUGCUGCCGCCUCAGAAAUACCUGAACGUAGAGGAGGACGAGGGCCGAACCCUGGAGCAGAAGCGGAACCUCUUAAGCUGUCUUCUGGUCCAUAUUCUCAAAGCCCACGGACAGACGGGCCUCCACAUCGACCAGCUGGUUUGUCUGGUGCUGGAGGCUUGGCAGAAAGGCCCAAACCCGCCCGGCAGCCUGGGGCGCUCGGUGGCUGGGGGUGUGGCGUGCAGCAGCGCCGAUGUCCUGUCCUGCACCCUGCAGCUGCUGGGCCAGGGCUAUGUGAAGCGGCGAGAUGACCGGCCCCAGAUCCUCCUACUUGCCUCCCCAGAGCCCACGGGACCCUGCCAGGGCCAAGCAGACAUCCCCUUCGGUAGCGACCAGAACCCCAAGACCUCCAAGCCGAGCCCAGAAGCUGUGGCUGCCCUGGCGUGUCUGCAGCUGCCUGCGGGCCGCACCAUGAGCCCCCAGGAGGUGGAGGGCUUGAUGGAGCAGACGGUGCGCCGGGUGCAGGAGACGCUCAGCCUGGAGCCCGACGUGGCCCAGCAUCUCCUGGCUCAUUCCCACUGGGGGGCUGAGCAGCUGCUGCAGAGCUACAGUGACGAUCCCGAGCCCCUGCUGCUGGCCGCCGGGCUGCGUGUCCCCCAGGCCUCCCCUGCCCGCCCUGACCACUGCCCCGUCUGCGUCAGCCCCCUGGAGACUGGCGAUGACUUACCCGCUCUCUGCUGCUCACAUUUCUGCUGCAAGUCUUGCUGGAACGAGUACCUGACCACUCGCAUCGAGCAGAACCUCGUGCUGCACUGCACCUGCCCCAUCGCCGACUGCCCCGCCCAGCCCACCGGGGCCUUCAUUCGGGCCAUCGUCUCCUCGCCAGAGGUCAUCUCCAAGUACGAGAAGGCCCUCCUGCGGGGCUACGUGGAGAGCUGCUCCAACCUGACCUGGUGCACCAACCCCCAGGGCUGCGACCGCAUCCUGUGUCGCCAGGGCCUGGGCUGUGGGACCACAUGCUCCAAGUGUGGCUGGGCCUCCUGCUUCAACUGCAGCUUCCCUGAGGCUCACUACCCUGCCAGCUGUGGGCACAUGUCUCAGUGGGUGGAUGACGGCGGCUACUACGACGGCAUGAGUGUGGAGGCCCAGAGCAAACACUUGGCCAAGCUCAUCUCCAAGCGCUGUCCCAGCUGCCAGGCGCCCAUCGAGAAGAACGAGGGGUGUCUGCACAUGACAUGUGCCAAAUGCAAGCAUGGAUUCUGCUGGCGCUGCCUCAAGUCCUGGAAGCCGAACCAUAAAGACUAUUACAACUGCUCUGCCAUGGUCAGUAAAGCUGCCCGCCAGGAGAAGUGCUUCCAGGACUAUAACGAGAGGUGCACCUUCCACCACCAGGCUCGGGACUUCGCUGUGAACUUGCGGAACCGUAUCACCGCCAUCCACGAGGAGCCCCCACCCAGAUCCUUCACCUUCGUCCACGAUGCCUGCCGGGGAUUGGAGCAGGCCCGGAAGGUGCUGGCCUAUGCCUGCGUGUACAGCUUCUACAACCAGGACACGGAGCAUAUGGACGUGGUGGAGCAGCAGACGGAGAGCCUGGAGCUGCACACCAACGCCCUGCAGAUCCUCCUGGAGGAGGCUCUGCUGCGCUGCCGAGACCUGGCCACGUCCCUGCGCCUGCUGCACGCCGACAGCCUCAACACAGGCCUGGAACUGCUGCGGCGCAUCCAGGAACGGCUGCUGGCCAUCCUGCAGCAUUCCACCCAGGAUUUCCGCGUGGGGCUCCAGAGCCCGUCCUCAGAGGCUCGCGAGGCGAAGGGCUCCAACGUGCCAGGCAGUCAGUGAGUGGCAGGCAGAGCCCCGG